Molecule: messenger RNA, 1290 nt
Organism: Leishmania braziliensis MHOM/BR/75/M2904
Lineage: Eukaryota; Euglenozoa; Kinetoplastea; Trypanosomatida; Trypanosomatidae
Exons: 1
Coding region: 1-1290 (429 amino acids)
Source: RefSeq, a predicted model, not a curated record
AUGACGACCACUGCCGGCGCUAGAAAGAAGGGCAAGAAGGGUCUCUCCAUAGACGAAAAGGCCAUCCUCGUUGAGAGAUGGAUCGCGGCCCACCCGAAGCCCUACACUCUGAAAGAGCUGCAGCAACUGAUCCCGAAGCACACACCCGUCAUCUACCAAAGCGUUGAGGAGUGUGUGCAGCUGUUGGUCGCUGAGGGGCGCAUUGAGGAGGAUCGCGUCGGCGUGAGUACGCUGCUCUGGAAGUUCCCACCAACAGCAACACAGCUGAAAAACAAAUCAAGUCAGCAACCUGGAAGAAACCGCGGACUGGGUAGCAGCUCUGCAAGCAGCGCAGCAGCAUCUGGGUGUCCUACGUCGUGCACGGAAUUGUUGCGGCGCUUGACCGCCAGAGGCGCGGCGGCGCAGCUACAGAAGGUAUCCGCAGAGACGAUAGAGCGUUGGUGUAUGUUGACACCUGAUGCACAGCUGCGCGAAUGGCGUGACGUGCUCCGCGCAGAAAAUGAUCGUACAAUGGCAUCUCUUGCUGAAGAACAAGAGCGGCUGGGCUUUCUUGAUAGCAGUGGCAACGUCAAUCAAGACAGCGAAGACGCGCCAGCCGGCGAGGCAGCCGUGCUUUCGGAGCUUGCACACCUUCAGCAACUUGCACAGCAGAAAGCUCAGCUGCUUGCGGCGCACAAGAACAUCUCCUCUCGACAAGUGCCGCCUGAGCUGCUGGAUCAGCUGGACCGUGCUUCCUCAAUUGCGCUUGAAGCCGCCAACAGGUGGACGGACAACUACUACCUUGCCGAAGAAGAGGUAGUGGCGAAGGCGAGCUUUGGUGGCAGCCGCCGCGACAUUCGGGCGGCGCUGCAGCUUCCGCUGGAGCUGAGCUACCUUUCCGACGAGAGUGACGCAGAGUCAAACGUCAUAGACGGCCAUGAGCGUCCAGGGGUCGACAGCCACAGCAGGUCUCAUCUGCAAUGUACCCCAGCGCAUAGCGCGCCUCCGCAGCCAUCCCUACCUCCGCAGCACGGAAGUAAUCGGUGCGGCACUGGCAGACCACCUUCAACGCAGGAGAAACAGACACUCAUAACGGCGUCUUCUGGUGACACCGCCUUUCCGGCAGCGCACGCCAACGUCAGAGGCGACGACCUUGCGCCGGCAGCAGGUGCACCACCGUCGGCUCCAGACACAGAGACCACUGCGCCAUUGUCCAGAUCUGCGAAGGUGAAGACGACGCAAGCUGCCAAGCCACUGUCGGCGAAACGCAGUACAGGCAAGCGUGCUCGCUCACGGCGUGUGACAUUGUAG